Rotaria sp. Silwood2 is the source of this 942-nucleotide messenger RNA. Lineage: Eukaryota; Metazoa; Rotifera; Eurotatoria; Philodinida; Philodinidae. The record is from the annotation of a GenBank genome assembly.
AUGCGUAAUCCAUCGAUAAAUGUUGAAAUUCCCUAUCAAGCAUAUUUACAUUUUCGUCAAAGAACUCAAAUUUUAAAAUUUUCAUCUGGUGUUAUUAUUCCUGGUUAUGAUAGUACUUGGUUAUAUUCAUUUUCAAAUUAUUUAGGUCUUGGCCGUUGUGACAAUUCAAAUUCGAGUAAUCUUCGAGAUACUUGUCUAAAUGUGACUAUAGCUGAUUUUGUCGAUAUUAUAUCUAAUAUAUCUUUAACUUCAAAUUAUCUUAUUAAUGGCAAACCUCUUAUUUUUAUUUAUGCAUCUCUAGGAGGAAAAUUUCUCACAUCUGCAGAAUGGUCAUAUAUAUGGUCGAGUGUUCGUCAACGCGUUACACUUGAUUUUUAUACAAUAUGUACAACUACAAGUCUAUUGAGUGUAUUUGAUGGUGUAGCUCCUUGGAUUGAUGUAGUUGCUUGGUCAAUGACAAAUAAUGCUCUUCCUAUAUACAAUCGAACACUAGCAUGGAUGAAAUUAGUAUAUGGUCCUAUAUUAUCCUCAAAUAUAUCAUCAGGUCGUAUUAUUAUGGGUGGCUUAAGUGUUGGUUUCAAUGAUUUUUCUCAAGGAUGGGGUGGUUGUCAACAAAGAACUAUUCCUCGUCAUCCUGAUUUAAUUCGUGCUCAACUUGAUUAUUUUGCAUCACAUUCUAUUCGACGUUUAUUUGUUUAUACUUGGGAUGAUUGGACUGAAGGUAGUCAAUUUGAACCAGAUGUAACGAAUGGAGUACAAUAUUUACUUUUGUUACGACAAUCUAUUGCUUCUUUCUAUGGUGAAACACAAAAUAUAAAUGGUGAUAAUAAACUUGUUUCAAGAUGGAUGAAUUAUCCUCAGUUAAGAAAUUGUACUCACAUUAAUGUGAUAUCAGUACCUACUAUUGAUAUUUCAUGUCCAACAACAAUAACAUCUAAUUAA